GAAUACUGGUGAAGUCUCAGUGCUGAUGAGGCAAACAGUACUCCCAACCUAACUGUACAUUUCAGGUUUCACUCUAUUUUUUCAACCUAUACAUACAUACAUACAUAUAGAGAGAGAAAGAGUAGAGAGAAGAAGAAGAGGGUUGUUUUGGUUUUGCUCAAAAGAGGGGAAAACAUGGAGGAAGGACAGUGCGAAGAGGAAGUGCUUGGUUCAAGCUUGACAAUGGAGAAAGUUGCUGCUGCUAAGCAAUUUAUUGAGAAUCACUACAAGACCCAGAUGAAGAGUAUUCAGGAACGCAAAGAAAGGCGUUGGAUUCUAGAAAGAAAGUUAGCAUCUUCUGAUGUGCCUAAAGAAGAGCAAAUGCAUCUGAUCAAAGAUCUAGAGCAAAAGGAGACGGAGUUUAUGAGACUGAAGAGGCACAAAAUAUGUGUGGAUGAUUUUGAACUUCUAACAAUUAUUGGCAGAGGAGCCUACGGUGAGGUAAGAUUAUGCAGGGAGAAGAAAUCGGGUAACAUUUAUGCCAUGAAGAAGUUAAAGAAAUCUGAAAUGCUCAUCAGAGGACAGGUGGAGCAUGUGAGAGCUGAAAGAAAUUUAUUGGCAGAAGUGGCCAGCCAUUGUAUUGUAAAAUUAUACUACUCAUUCCAAGAUGCUGAAUAUCUCUACCUUGUCAUGGAGUAUCUUCCUGGCGGUGACAUGAUGACUCUGCUGAUGAGAGAAGAUACAUUGUCUGAAAGUGUAGCUAAAUUUUAUAUUGGUCAGAGUGUCCUAGCUAUAGAGUCUAUUCACAAGCAUCAUUACAUUCACAGAGAUAUCAAACCUGACAACCUUCUUUUGGACAAAAAUGGUCACAUGAAGCUCUCUGAUUUUGGUCUCUGUAAGCCUCUUGAUUGUAGAACGUUAUCCACAUUAAAAGAAAAUGAAGCUAUGGAUGAUGAGAAUAUAAAGGAUCCUAUGGAUAUAGAUAGCAGCUUCCCAGAUACCAAUGAUGGAAAUAAGUGGAAAACCCCCCGCGAAAAGCUUCAUCAUUGGCAGAUAAACAGAAGGAAAUUGGCCUUUUCAACUGUCGGUACACCAGACUAUAUUGCUCCUGAGGUACUAUUGAAGAAAGGAUAUGGAAUGGAAUGUGAUUGGUGGUCCCUUGGUGCAAUUAUGUACGAAAUGCUCAUUGGUUACCCUCCAUUCUAUGCCGAUGAUCCGAUAACUACUUGCAGAAAGAUAGUUCACUGGAGAAAUCACCUAAGAUUUCCUGAAGAUACUAAACUCUCACAUGAGGCAAAGGAUCUUAUUUGCAGGUUACUAUGUGAUGUUGAGCAUAGACUGGGAACUGGAGGUGCAAACCAAAUAAAGGCUCAUCCUUGGUUCAAGGAUAUUGAAUGGGAUAGGCUGUAUGAAAUGGAAGCAGCCUUCAAACCAGAAGUUAAUGGAGAGCUGGACACCCAGAAUUUCAUGAAGUAUGAUGAGAUGGAUACUCCAACAUCAGCAAGAUCUGGUUCAGGACCUUCUCGGAAGAUGUCAUUAACUCCCAAAGAUUUAAGUUUUGUGGGCUAUACAUACAAAAACUUUGAUGCUGUCAAGGCACUGCGCAACUCUUCCGAUCCUACAAGGGACACAUCACCUAGGCGGCCGUCAAUUGAUUCCAUAUUCAAUAAUUCUAAGGACUAUCCUUCAACAAAGGGAACAAGUGGAGAAAUAGACACAGAUAUGAUAACGUCAACCGGUUGUGCAAUAUCUCCAUGAUAUCGCCAGAGCUUUAUAUUGAAAAAGAAACUAGCAAAGGUGGUGGUAGCAUACACCUGUUGUAUUUGAUCAGGUUGUUCACCCCUUCAUCAGCAUUCCAAGUGUGUUUGGCACCAUGAUAUAAGUGUACAGUUAAUGCUUGAGAAACUUGGUUGAUUCGUAGGACAUGGAAACUGUUGUAGGAAAUGUAAUGUUUGUGCAAUAGAAACUUAGACUGCUUAAUAUCGUCCAUUGCCCAGGUUGGCAAUCAAAUGCUAACUCUUGUGGCAAUUGCUGGUCAGAUGAAAUUUAUUACUUCUGGGACCAAUUAUGCUGUGGUUCCUUUUUUAAAUAUAUGGGCAAAACUUUGUUCAUAAAUAUUGCAACCCCCAUUGUAUCUUAUCUUUUGGUUAUGAUAGAGGCUUUUCAGUAAA
Molecule: messenger RNA, 2150 nt
Organism: Solanum lycopersicum (tomato)
Lineage: Eukaryota; Viridiplantae; Streptophyta; Magnoliopsida; Solanales; Solanaceae
Biological process (GO): intracellular signal transduction; peptidyl-serine phosphorylation
Molecular function (GO): protein serine/threonine kinase activity; ATP binding
Source: RefSeq, a predicted model, not a curated record